Messenger RNA from Python bivittatus (Burmese python), 654 nucleotides. It is a transcript of the gene TOMM5, whose product is annotated as translocase of outer mitochondrial membrane 5. NCBI's taxonomy places the organism in Eukaryota, Metazoa, Chordata, Lepidosauria, Squamata, Pythonidae. The record is from RefSeq and is a predicted model, not a curated record. Gene Ontology annotation, cellular component: mitochondrial outer membrane translocase complex.
GCAUCCGUAGGGAGGGCGGGAUUAUUUUGAGAGGGCCCCUGGAUGGUUUUUCGGAAGCUUCUUCAGCUCAGGAGAGGAACGCGGGAAGCGGUUGGCGCCGACGGGAACCGAGGUCAUGUUCCGCCUUGAGGGUCUGGGGCCCAAGCUGGACCCGGAGGAGCUGAAGCGCAAAAUGCGCGAGGACGUUCUCUCCUCGGUCCGCAACUUCCUCAUCUACGUAGCCGUGCUGCGCAUCACUCCAUACCUUUUAAAGAAGCUGGAUAGCAUAUGACAGUGAGUGUCUAAGGUUGCCUACAUGGAAGACCAAGCUGGACUAUGGUUGCUUUUCUAAGAACAGACUAGAGAGAAGUGACUCCAUAUCCUGACAGAUGAAUCUGAACAUUGUCCUGUGAAGAUUAUAGAGCAGCUGAAAAAGUAAAAUCAUUUCUGUCACUGCUCUUUUCAUGUGCCAGAAUUCUGUUCCUUCAUGUUGAUGCAAUCUUGUUCUUGUUCCAAGCUUAUAAUCAAGCCUGAUUUGGGAAAGCUGCUAAAUAUGCAUUGGAAUAUAAUGAUUUCUGAAGUGUUAACAAUGAUAUUGUCGUUACUAUACUGCCUCCAUGUGAAACCUUAUGGUUAUAUCCUGAAAGAUUGAAAUAAAUGGAGUAUAUGUUCUAA